AUGCAAUCAUCAUGUGAGAAAGAAUUUCAUCGAAUAAUUCGUACUGAAUUUCCCUAUAAAGUUGAAAAAUUAACACAAAUAUCAAUACCUAUUGAUCAUGAUAUUAAAUUAGCCGCAACAAUAUGGAUGCCUCAAAAUAAUAAUAUUCAAUCGGUAGAUGAAGAAAAAUUUGCAACGAUUUUAGAAUAUAUACCAUAUAGAAAAUCAGAUUGGACAUCACGAAGAGAUGAAAUUCGAUUAAAAUAUUUUUCAGGAUUUGGUUAUGUUUCAAUUAGAGUUGAUAUUCGAGGAACUGGAAAUUCUCAAGGAAUAUUUGAUGAUGAAUAUUCUGAACAAGAAUUAUCAGAUGGAUUAAAAAUUCUUGAAUGGAUUCAAAAUCAAAAAUGGUCUAAUGGAAAAGUCGUUAUAUAUGGAAAAUCUUGGGCUGGUUUUAAUGGAUUACAAAUUGGUUAUCUUCAACCUAAAAAUUUAUUUGGAAUAAUUUCAGCUUAUUCAACAGAUGAUCGUUAUAAUAAUGAUAUUCAUUAUUAUGGAGGGUGUUUAAUAGCACAAGAAGCAUUAUCAUGGUCAACUCAAAUGUUAUUAUGGUUAUCUAUUCCUCCUCAUCCAUUAUAUCAAGGAGGAAUUGAUAAAGAUUCUAAUUUAUUUAAUAUUUGGAAAGAAAGAUUAAAUGAAUUGAUACCUUUAGAUGCUUAUUGGAUAAAACAUCAAAAUCGAGAUGAAUAUUGGCGUCAUGGAAGUAUUUGUGAAGAUUAUUCGAAAAUUUUAUGUCCUGUUUUAUUAAUUGGUGGAUUUGCUGAUCUUUAUAAUUCAUCAAUUUUUCGUUUAAUGAAUCAAUUAAAAUAUGAAAAACGAGCUAUUUUAGGUCCAUGGGGACAUCAAUGGCCAGAUGAUGCUUAUCCGGGACCACAAAUUGGAUUUUUACAAGAAGUAAUUCAAUGGCUUGAUUAUCAUAUAAAACAUAUUGAUAAUGGUUAUGAAAAAAAAGAAUUUCUAUCCAUAUUUAAAUUAAAUCCAAAUAUAGAUGAACUUCAUUCAUUUGUAAAACAAAGAAAAGGACAAUGGAUUCAUCUUAAUUCAUUACCAUCUUAUCCAAAUGAACAUUUUCAAAGAAAUCAUCUUUCAAUUAACCAAUAUCAACAAAUUAAUGAAAAACAAAUUAUAUAUUAUUUGUCUUUUGGAUCUUUAACAAUUGAAUCUGUUUCAAAGGAUCAAAUUCCUGAUAAAAUUUCAUUUUUAUCUCCUCUAGAAACAGGUUUAUCAAGUGGAAAUUUGCUAGGAUGGGGAGGUGUUGAAAAUAUUGAUAAUUCAAUAGACCAACGAGAAGAUGAUGGAAGAUCAUUAUGUUUUGAUUCUCUUCCAUUAAAUCAUAAUUAUGAAUUAUUUGGAUUUCCAAGUGUUAAACUUAAUUUAAGUUCUAAUACUAAUUAUGGUUUGAUAUGUGUUCGUCUUUGUAUGAUUGAUGAAAAAAGUUCAUCUUCAAUACUUAUUUCACGUGGAAUUCUUAAUUUAACACAUCAUAAAUCACAUGAACAUCCUGAACAAUUAAAUAUUGAUGAAAUUUAUAAUGUUGAAAUAACAUUAUCUGGUGUUUGUGUAUGUUUACCAGCUGGUUGUCGUCUUCGUUUAGCUUUAUCAACAUCGUAUUGGCCAAUUGUAUGGCCUUCACCGCAAUUAUCAACAUUGACAAUUCAUUUUAAUCAUUUAUCACCAUGUAUUCUUAUCUUACCUUGUUUAAAUGAUAAAUAUUUAACAAGAGAUGAUUUUGCUUUUCCUGAAAUUAGUCAAGGAAUUCCAAUAAAGUAUUUACGAGAUAGUUCAGUUACUCGUUUUAGAAUAUUAGACGAACUUAAUGAAAUAAUAACAUUAAAAAUAUAUACCGAUGAUGGUUCUAUUGAAUAUCCUGAUGGUUUAAUAUGGGAUGAAACAUCAGAAUCUAUUUAUAAAAUUAAAAAAAAUGAUCCUCAAUCAGCAAGAAUCGAAAUAAAAAGAUAUUUAAAAUAUUAUUUUCAAGAUCAAUCAUUAAUUAAAGUUGAUAUUGAAACAAAAUCAAUUAUGUUUAGUCAAGAAUCACCAUCAACAUUUAACAUAAUACAUCAAUUAAAUAUUAAUAAUAAAGAUCAAUUAGUUUUUGAGAAAAAUUGGAAUUUAACAUUCCCUAGAAGUUAUAUUUAA
This is a messenger RNA of Rotaria sordida, 2175 nucleotides long. NCBI's taxonomy places the organism in Eukaryota, Metazoa, Rotifera, Eurotatoria, Philodinida, Philodinidae. The record is from the annotation of a GenBank genome assembly.